Molecule: messenger RNA, 5958 nt
Organism: Malurus melanocephalus (red-backed fairy wren)
Lineage: Eukaryota; Metazoa; Chordata; Aves; Passeriformes; Maluridae
Gene: GAS7
Product: growth arrest specific 7
Exons: 14
Coding region: 86-1510 (474 amino acids)
Biological process (GO): neuron projection morphogenesis; actin filament polymerization
Cellular component (GO): actin filament; cytoplasm; plasma membrane
Molecular function (GO): actin filament binding
Source: RefSeq, a predicted model, not a curated record
GCCGCGGCCCUGGGGCGGAGCGGGGCCCCCGGAGCCCAGCGGGGCGGGCGCGGAGCGGCGGCGGCUGCGGGCGCGUCCAGGAGGGAUGUCGGGGACCCGCUGCCAGGCGCUGUACCCCUUCUCCGGGGAGCGGCACCAGCAGGGGCUGCGCUUCGCCGCGGGAGAGCUGAUCACGGUGCUGCAGGUGCCAGACGGCGGUUGGUGGGAAGGGCAGAAGGAGGACGGGCUGCGCGGCUGGUUCCCGGCCAGCUACGUCCAGCUCCUGGAGCAGAAGCCCAGAAAGGCAGCUCCUCAGGCAGGAGAAGAUACCUUGAACAGCCACCUUCCCCCCGGCUGGCAGAGCUACAUGUCUCCCCAGGGUCGCAGGUACUAUGUGAACACCUUCACAAAUGAAACGACCUGGGAGCGUCCAAGCAGUGUGCCUGGGACUCCAAAGAGCCCUGUGUCACAGAAGAGUUCUGCAGUGAAUGGCUACUACAUCUCUGGGUCCCCGGUACACCAGCUCGACUCAGGUCAUAUGAGCCUCCGAAAAGCCACUGGGGACACCCAGAGCCCCGGGCCCCCGGCGGCGCCGCGGCGGCAGAGCAAGGAGAGCAGCCUGACGAUCAACUGUGUGACUUUCCCCCACCCUGACGUAAUGCCAGAGCAGCAGUUGCUGAAACCUUCAGAGUGGAGCUACUGUGAUUAUUUCUGGGCAGAUAAGAAGGACUCACAAGGGAACAAUACAGURUCGGGAUUUGAAAUUCUUCUUCAGAAGCAACUUAAAGGGAAACAAAUGCAGAAAGAAAUGGCAGAGUUUGUGCGAGAAAGGAUAAAGAUUGAGGAGGAGUAUGCUAAGAACCUGUCCAAACUGUCUCAGAAUUCCUUGGCUGCUCAGGAGGAAGGCACACUGGGAGAAGCUUGGGCUCAGCUCAAGAAGAGUCUAGCUGAUGAAGCAGAGGUUCAUCUCAAAUUUUCUUCUAAGCUUCAGAGUGAGGUAGAGAAACCCCUGCUCAACUUCAGAGAGAACUUCAAGAAAGACAUGAAGAAGUGUGACCAUCACAUCGCAGAYUUACGAAAGCACCUGGCCAGCCGCUACACAGCAGUGGAAAAGGCCCGGAAAGCUUUGACAGAGAGACAGAAGGAUCUGGAAAUGAAAACRCAGCAACUAGAGGUGAAACUCAGCAACAAGACAGAAGAGGAAAUCAAGAAGGCAAGACGGAAGUCCACUCAGGCAGGAGAUGACCUGAUGCGCUGUGUGGAUCUUUACAAUCAAGCCCAGUCCAAGUGGUUUGAGGAGAUGGUGACCACCACUCUGGAGCUUGAGAGACUAGAAGUUGAAAGGGUGGAGAUGAUUCGGCAGCAUCUGUGCCAAUACACACAGCUGCGGCAUGAGACAGACAUGUUCAACCAAAGUACAGUAGAACUUGUGGAUCAGUUGCUUCGGAAAGUGGAUCCUGCCAAAGACAGGGAACUGUGGGUCAAAGAACACAAAACUGGAGAUAUCCGACCUGUGGACAUGGAAAUAUAGACUGAUCUAUAGUUGGAUGUGAUGAGUCCACUGAAUUCAGCAGGUUAAUGUUUGUUUUUAAGGGUCAAAAGAGCAUAGGGAAAAGAUGGUUUCACUACCAGACACCUUGUAAUUUAUGCCUGUAUGGGCUAUCUCUGUUCCAUGUAGUCAUUACAAUGGUCCUCGUUGUGCUAAGCCUUAAGCACCAGACAUUCCAGGAUGAAAAAACAAUGUGUGCUUCCCACCAGAGAYUCCCAAUUGCACGCAGCUUCCAGAAGAAAUCUGCUUUCUGGUACAGAAAGUGCUCUGUUCUUCAGUGACUUUGUGCUUCACCCCUUGCAUGACUGUCUUUAUACAGUAUGUUAGAACAACCRUGCAGUGAGCCUCUGGCCAGCAAGUAGAUAACUGAAUAUGAUGCAGGAGACAAGGAAGUCCUGAUCAUGAAUUCCASGUCUAUCACUGACUGCUUUGAUGGCCAUAGGCAAGUCAAUUAACUUCCCUGGCUCCCUCAUCUAUAAAAUAUGCGUAUCUUGCAGCAAUGUUGUGUGAAUACAUCAAUUUCAUAUAACACUGUCAUUCACCAUGGCAGUGAAGUGAUGGCCCUUCUCCCAAAAUCUAUGGAGAAGAUUCCUGUUCUUCCUGUUUUAUACUCCCUCUCAGGAAUACAUMAAUCCAUUUUCAUGAUUUCUGUUGUAGGCCAACUGAUAAGUUUGAAAGUGUUACCAUCACAAUUUUCAUCAGGAAAGACUUGGUUGUACUUUAUCUACCUCAUUAGCUGUCAGAGUGCCCUCAGUGACAGAGAGGUUAUAUACCAAGGAGUAAAUGAGAUGUUAAAAAUCUUUCCUGCUCAUGCAAGGUUUUUCUUCACAUAAUCUCCUUAAAGACAGUCCUCUAACAGUUUACUUGGGUUUCAGGUUUAAAUUUCCUUUGUUGGUUUCUUURGGUGAGUAUCACAGACUUUAAUUAUUUUUAAUUACCAAGUUUGUGCAGCUGAAUUUUGGCUUUUAUCUUUUUGGAGCCUGAUUUUCAAAGGUGCCAUGAAUAUGCGAUGUUAGAUUGCAUUCAGUGUAGAUGUAGGUGCCCAGCACUUCUGUACCAUCAGAGUCUUCACCUGAGGUUCUUUUCUAUGUUACCCUUACUUCAAACCACCAAAAAUUCAACACUUCUCCUAGCAAAUAGUAUUAUGUAGUUUGGAGACURGUUUUGAAAAGGUAUUUAUUUUCUUCUGCUGUUAUUUCUGAUUGAUUAUUCAGUGUCGCUGUUAAUAUAUUUUUCCAGCAUUUCAUACAAUGCAAAGAUUCUUCAGAUUCUUGCUUUAAAUGCAGAAGAAACCUUGAUUCUCACCACUGUGGCCUUUACUUAAUGUUUACUGUGGUCUUAGCUACAAUUUCCCAAACUGUACUAUUUCAUUUGAUCCACAGUUAUGCUCCCAUUUUAUCACAUUGUCUUUUUCCCCCCAGGCCCAGAAUUGCAUAUUUCUUUUGUUCUACUGCUAUUCCAGGUUUUUGUUCACCAUCUUCAAAGUGCUGUGAUUAGGUCAYUGAGAGUCAGUAUUCUUCUUUACAAAUACAAACUGACACAGARAAGUCUUAUCUGAAGCAUGUUUAAAACAUUGCUGCAGUGGUUAUUUUUUUGGUUUAUCAUUUCAAACUGAAUUCUCUUGCAUCUUUCUAUUGCUCGCUUUUUCUUAACCAUCUCUUUACUAGUGCAGGUUCAUUCCUGUCUUGCAAAUGCCUUCACAACUCACUUCUCUGUGCUUCAUUAACCUUUAUGGUUAGGAUCACUAUUCCUGGUGUGACACUUCCUGUGCUGCACUUCCAUUGCAGAUUUUGGAAUUUGGAUUACUGUUUUACUCUUGAUGUUGGAAGAGCAUACUCUGAUGUGAACCUCACCUAAGUUCCUGCAGAGACCAUUACAACACCAGUUGAAGUGUUUGGUUUGCCCGAGUGUCACUUAGUCCUUGAGCUUAGCUGGAGCCCAUAUGCCUCCCUGGAAUCCUCUUCUUCCCUUCUUCCCUCAAGCACAGAGUUGAUGAUCUCUCCUUUUCAGUCUCUUUUCCAGUGAUUCAUUUGCUAUCUUACUAAUUUUUGGGCAUAUCAGUGUGUACUUUUCCUAACUCUUACCUUGUACUUCAGAGGACAGGCACUUCUUUGUUUUUUAAACCACAAGUGCAGGUUGAAUGUUCAAAAUGUCAGUGGCCAAAAUAAUGCAAAUACAUGAAAGMUGCAUUUCAGGUUGCCCCAUGUUCUAGGCUGUAUUGUAUAAUUGAAAUGAGCAAUCUUGACAAUGCCUCAGCACAUUCUUGUUUUGAUUGCAAAGUGAAGCUAGUCGUGCACUUUAUACAAUAUUCUCCUUAAUAAAUAUCUGAAAUAAUCUGUUAGCAAUUACACUUUAUUUUUCCUUUUUCUUUAAAGAUGUUUGUUAUUUUAUCUAUUUUGGACAGGAAAUACUGUCCAUUGGCACAGGUUUCUCUGGGAACUGAAUUGUGUUUUGGUUCCUCUGCUAAGGUUUAUUUAAGCUGCUCUAAAUUCUUAGUUGGGUUUUUUAGGGUUUUUUUUGUUGUAUUUGUUUGUUUGGGGUGUUUUGUUUGUUUGGAGGUUGUUUUGGUUUUUUUUUUUACUUUUGGUUUUAUUUUCUGACAGUUUUCCUGCUUCUAGUUCUUGGUCCAUUUGAAAUGUUUUAGGGAUGUGAGUUGCCCAGAACAGUAAUUCUCUUGAUGGAAUCUGUGUCUUUUACUCACUUCAGUAACCAGAGGAGAGCACAGGUACCUGGCUGUUGAUCUUUCCUAGCCCCAGGAGACUCACACACACUUCUGCUCCACAACAGAUGAGAUGUUUCAUCUAUGGCAUCACUACCAUCUGUAUUCAGUGGAAGUGUUAGGAAGUUUUGCUGUUGCUUGUAAACAUUUUCCACCUUAUUUCUUUCAAAAGAUUAUAUUCCUUCCUGAUAUGACAUGCAGACAUGGGAUCAGUGUUACCUGGCUCAUUCUCUUCUCUGACUGAUGGAUCGUGGUUAGUGUGAUACCUUAAGGGUCAGAGCAUGCAUCUUCAAAGAGGGUAGUGGAAUGUUUAAAGGAAAGCAUGGGUUCCUGCUCUCKUGUUCAUUCCUAAGAAGGUAACUUUGGGAGUUUCAGCAUUGCUCUAUUUAUCUUGCACUGAGUUUCAAAAAUGCAGUGGAGCCCAGUCUGUCUUCAUGCUCCUCCUAAGCMGCAGCUUCUCCAGAGCAAGAUUAAGGUUGGUGUUAUAUUAAAAUACUGGCAUGURUGAAUGCUGCACGAUGAUGCUGCAGUGUAACUGACUGAUAGAAUACCAAAAUAAGUUUCUUACCUCCAUACAUACUGAGCUUAAGCAUCAUCUCUUUUGAUCUGGCAGCUCACAUGCUUGAUGUGAAUUUUUGSUUGUUUAGUCACUGUGGGUAUCAGACUGGCAGGGUUGUCUUACAUCUUCAUAUKCUCUGAGGUCACAGAGCAGGUGGGUUGUCAAUUAGUACUGUUUAUUUCACUGGCAGAAGUGGAACUAGUGGGAAUUUUCCUUUGGUCCUUCGCAGGUAGCUCUGCUUGCCCAGAUCUGUUGAAGCCAGAAGCUCAAAACCUGUGUUUUGGGAGUCCUGCCUCACCUGUGGCACCUGUGGAGCUCCCUCUCUGUUUGAGCCAUCAUGUCACACAUUUGUCCUGUGCUGGAUAGCUCUUUGGCAAUCUCUGUUUCAAGCCAGAGUCUUUUGUCUUAGCAGAAGGGCUUCCUGAUUUCCUGUGGUUUCAGAUGUGUUGAGUGUCAGCUUGCCAACUGUACCCUCAGCUGCCAUACAGAAUGAAAACUUUUUAUUCAUUAGCCAUACCUUCCUGCUUAUGUCUUCAGACUCAUCUUCUGGCACAGCUGAAAUUCUUCCUCUAAGGUAUUCUUUCAGCUUAUUUCCUAGUAGAACUCAUUCUGGGUCCAGUGCUGUUGGCUGAUUUCUGUUGGAGUUUAUGAGCUGAAAGCAGUGAGUCCUUCACCACAUGGACCAAAUGCACUCUUCUCCCAUUAGCAGCAAGAUUCCAGUUUCUUUCUUGGAGCAAUAUCCAAAAAAGCCUAAUUCUCAGAUUUCCAACCUGAUCCAGAUUCAAUCAUCUCUGUAGCUCACUCUUGUUCAUCACUUCUAUGGGUUGGAUAUCUUUUGAAAGACUUUGGUUGCUCCUUUACAGGGACAUUAGUUCAUUAUUGGACACUGGAAUUUUAGAAGAUAGCUUUAAUUUUUUUUUAACUCUAAAAUACUGUAACAGCAGUGAAAAUCAUACAGAAAUGUGUUACAUUUCUAGACUCCUCUCCCCUUCUUAGCCCUUUCUGAGCCCCUGGGAUGCAGUUGUGCUUCCCCAUAUGUUGCACAGGUAUGGUGAACACUGAAAUCGCACUUCCUUGAGUGCCUAACAGGCAGCAUGCAAACUUACGCACUGCUUCUUUUUCCCUUUAUGCAGCUUUAUUUUUUUCACUUGG